CGCCCCUAUGCUCCCCCCUCUGCGGGUGUGAGUGGGUUCUUCCAGACCGUUUAAUCAAACGCAGAUAGUCUGGAUCACGUAGCUCAGUGAAACCAGCUAAAAUGACGUUUAGUCGCUUGUUAUCGCGAAGUGUUUAUUACAGCAGAGCUGGAUUCAGAUCUGCAUUCACCAGCACCAGGACCGAUCACACCCACCCGAACUGGCUGAGUGUGGCUCUUGCCUUUGGAACAUCUGCAUUCCUCUGGGCUCUGCUUUUCAAACAGCACAGCACAGAUGUCCACGAAUACAGAGUGAGAAAUGGUCUUCAGUAACCCGCAUUAACGGAGGCUGCUCAGUCCUGUCUGCUGGACUCACCCGUGCUUCUGUCCUACACCCCAAACUCUUUCAAUUCAAAUAAAUGUCUGUCAUGUUUAAA
Messenger RNA from Nothobranchius furzeri (turquoise killifish), 415 nucleotides. It is a transcript of the gene ndufc1, whose product is annotated as NADH:ubiquinone oxidoreductase subunit C1. NCBI's taxonomy places the organism in Eukaryota, Metazoa, Chordata, Actinopteri, Cyprinodontiformes, Nothobranchiidae. Gene Ontology annotation, cellular component: mitochondrion. The record is from RefSeq and is a predicted model, not a curated record.